Molecule: messenger RNA, 1176 nt
Organism: Microthlaspi erraticum
Lineage: Eukaryota; Viridiplantae; Streptophyta; Magnoliopsida; Brassicales; Brassicaceae
Source: the annotation of a GenBank genome assembly
AUGUCCUCGCCGGAGCGUGCAGCCCUCUCCCUUUUGACCGACAUCGCUCUCUCCUUCGACGGAGCCAUCCUCGGAUUAACCCUAGCUUACGGCGCCGUCCGUUCUGUCCUCAACUACGCUUCUAACUCCGCCGCGUUGAACAAAAUCAAAGACGCCCCCGAAGUCUCCAUUUCCGACCUCCGAUCACUGAUUCCGGCAUCUGAAGACCAAUCCGGGACUCGCGAUCACGUCGGGAACAGCCAUGAUCAGCGAAUCGUUGUGGUUCGCGGGACCGUCAAACCUAAACCUUCCGGUGAUUGGAGUCACAAGAACAACAACGUGCUCAUCUCUCCCGAGACUGGAGAUAAAGCUCUUAUCAUUCAGAGAACUCAAACUUAUAUGUAUAGUGGAUGGAAGACUUUAUUCCAGUGGACACAUACUCACAGGCUUCUUUUGGAAAGAUCAAUGCCGAAACAAGGAGCUGAUUUGAUGAGAAUGGUUCCAUUUGUUAUUGUGGAGAAGAAUCAACAACCGGAGUCUGGUUUUCUGGUUGUUAACAUGGAUGGCUCAAGGCAACCUCUUCCGCUUACCACUGUGUAUAAUCGUUUGCAGCCUAUUAGUUCAUCUCCAAGUGCGUUUCUUCAAGCCUUGUUCUUCCCUGAGUAUCCUGUUGGUCUGCUUGAUGUAGAGAAGAUUUUACCACCUGGGAGAGAUUUAACAGCUGUUGGCGUCUGUAGUUUUAACGAUGGAGUUCCUGAAAUCAAGUCAUGCCAAGAUCUUCCCUACUUCUUAUCGGAGAUGACAAAGGAGAAGAUGAUAGUGGACCUUACGGACAGCAACAGAGUAAUGUUCUGGAGCGGUGUUAUCAUGGGAUGUUUGUCUGUUGGCAUCCUUGGCUUUGCUGCUCUCAGGACCUGGAAGAAAUGGAGACAAAGGAACCAUGAAAGAGGAUAUGUACUGAGACCAAGCCAGCCAGAACCAUUAGUCAAUGAUGAGACGGAAGAAGAUGCUGAUGAGAUUGCAGAUGGAGAUUUGUGUGUGAUCUGCGUGACGAGGAGGAGAGUUCCUGCGUUUAUACCCUGUGGACAUGUUGUGUGUUGCAGGCAGUGCGCUCUAACCGUGGAACGAGAGCUAAACCCGAAAUGUCCGGUUUGUCUCCAGAGCAUUAGAGGAUCUAUGCGUGUAUAUUACUCUUGA